Messenger RNA from Corythoichthys intestinalis (scribbled pipefish), 2750 nucleotides. RefSeq names its product secretory calcium-binding phosphoprotein 1 (gene scpp1). The transcript has 10 exons. The record is from RefSeq and is a predicted model, not a curated record. Lineage: Eukaryota; Metazoa; Chordata; Actinopteri; Syngnathiformes; Syngnathidae. The coding region runs from base 1 to 2592 and encodes 863 amino acids.
AUGAGGGUCAUCGUACUCACGCUUUGCCUUAUUGGGGCUGUAUUUUCCAAACCUAUUUCAAUUAAUGGAGUCGCAGAAUCCAGUGAAUCAAGUGAAUCAGCCCAGAAUGGAGGUUCUUAUGUUGCACAACUCUAUCAACAUUCUGCAUACCACCAACAGAAUGCAGGUUCGCAUGAUACACAGUCCUAUCAACAUCACCCCUACCAUGAUCAGCAGAGCUCUGAAGAAAAUCAACAUCAAUCUCAAUCUGGAGGUUCAAAUGAUCCACAAUCCCAUCAACAUUCCCCCUACCAGCACCUCCCACAGCCGCAAACUGAAGGCUCAUAUGAUCAACAGUCUUAUCAGCAGUACUUAUACCAAUACUACCAGCAGGCUUACAAUGGAGAUUCCUAUGAUCCACAAUCCUAUCAACAUCACAUCCAACAGUACCAAAAGGGUUGGGAUCCAGCUUCUGCGAGUGCUGACAACCAGGUCGCAAGUCAGUCAGAGCCGCACACAGCCGAUGUCAGUGAAACCACAAGUGAAGAAGGGGACAACGGAAACACAACUGACACUGCUGUCAAAGACGUGAGCACCAGCAGUGAGAGCAAUGAGUUAAGUGACAUAAGCCAUGCCAUCAAGGGCCAAGGGGAGAAUCAUGCAACUGACAAAAGUGACAGCAUCAGCGACGAAACCAAUCAAAACGUUGACAGCUCAAGUAGUGAAAGCACUGAGAGCAGUGACAUCACUGAGGCCAACAAAAAUGACAGCAACGAGUCAAACGAGACCUCUGGAAAGUCUAGUAAGGCCAGUGACAGCACAAGUAGUGAAACAAGUGACACUCAUGACAGUCAAAGUGAGGAAAGCAAUGAGGCUGACAACAACAGCGAGAGUGACAGCAAUGAGAGCGCCGAGUCUGUACAGCCCAGCAGCACCCCCAGUAUUGAAACCCAUCAGACUGCUAGGGUCAGUGAAGUUAGAUAUGAUAUCAAGAGCUCAAUAAUAGGCGAUGUAAUUGAGAGCACUGAGAGCUCCAGUGAAGAAACCAUUCAGACCAGCCUGAACAUUGACAUUACUAGCGACAACACCAAAACAAGCAUGGCAAGUGACAUCAGUGAUAUUGGUAAGGCCAGUGAUAGCAGCGAGUCCAAUGAAAGCACCAAUAGUGACAGCAAUGGCUCAAGUCAAACCGAUGAUAAAAGUUCUACCAUCACGAGCCCACUGGUGAAUUACGUCAUUUACAAAAGUGGGAGCAUCAAUGGGCAACCUGGUCAGACCAACGAGGGUAUCGACGGAACCAGCAGUGAAAGCAGUGAGACCAGUAUGGCUAGCAACAGCACAAGUAGUGAAAGCAGUGAAACAAAAGGAGCUGGUGACAGUUCAAGUCAAGAAAGCAACGAGGCAGACAACAGCAGCGAGAGUGCCAGUAAUGAAAGCACCGAGUCCAGUCAGGACAGUAACAACCCCAAUACUGAAACCCAUUUGACUGAUAAGGUCACUGAAGUAAGUUUUGCCAUCAAGAGUUCGCUGGUAAAUGAUUUGAUUGACAACAGUGAGAGCGCCAGUGAAGAAACAACUCAGACGAGUGACAUCAGCAGCAAUGGAAGUGUGAAUCCUGAGAUCAGCGAAAUAAUCAAGUCCAGCGAAAGCAGCGAAUCCAACGAGAACAUCAGUAGUGACAGCCAUGGAUCAAGUCAAACCGAUGACCAAAGUUAUACCAUCAGAGCACCAUUGGUUAAUAAAGUUAUUUACAAAAGUGGAAGCAAUGGUGCGGAAGCCGGUCUGACCAACGUAGGUGGUGACAAAACCAGCAGUGAAAGCAGUGAAACAAUUGACACUCAUGACAGCAAAAGUCAUGAAAAUAAAGAGGCAGACAAGAGCAGUCAGAGUGCCAGUGAUGAGAGCACAGAGUCUGUUGAGGUCAGUAAUGGUGAAACCCAUGAGACAGCUAAGGUCAGUGAAGUAAGCUAUUCAAUUAAGAGCUCACUGGUAAGUGAUGUGAUUGACAGCAGUGAGAGUAGUGAAGAAAUCGCUCAAACCAACAUGACAGGUGGUAUAACCAGUAACGACAGCAGUGAAUCUAGUGACACCAGCAGCCAUGAAAGCAGUGGAUCCAGUGAUAUCAGCAUUCCUAAAAACAGUGGACUCACCAAGGCCAGUGACAUCACCAGGCAUGAAAGCAGUGAAUCAAAUGAGACUACCAGUGGAGCCAGCAAGGACGGUGACUCAACCAGUCUUGAAAGCAGUGAGUCCAGUGAUACCUCAAGUCAUGAAAGCAGCCAAUCCAUCGACAACACCAGUGAGGAAAACAAUGGAACCACUAAAGAUAGUGACUCCCCUAGUGAUGAAAGCAGUGAAUCAAAUGAGACUACUACCGAAUCCACCAAGAACAGUGACUCAUCCAGUCAUGAAAACAGUGAAACCAGCAAGGCCAGCAACAGUCAUGAAAGCAAUGAGAUUCACCAAAGCAAAGGCGUCGCAUGUAAUGAUGCGAAUGAAAGCUGCGAGAGCGAAGAAUAUUUCUUUCAGGACAUAGGCGAUGACGCCCACUACACGGUGGAUCAUCUCAUGGUGCUAGAUGAAGAUGAGAUGGAGUUACGCUUGCGGAGAUGACCUCACAUAAAAAGUUCCCCGCAAUACCUUUAAGACUGUAGAAAAGCUGUUUGAAGGUAUUAAAUGGACCAUAAGCUAUUUCUAUUUCUACUUCUGAAUGUUGAUCGUGGCAUCAUGUUACUGUGUUUACUGAAAAUAUUUUGUACUUAUAUUUACCU